GCGCGAGGCCCUCCUCCCGUCUCUCCGCCUACUCCAACCUCCGCCGCCUCAGCAUCCCGAGCGAGCCUUGCGGCCGCCGGAACAGCUCCCGCGGCGGAGCAGGAGCCGGAUGGUCAGAGGAGCUCGGCAGUCACAGCAGACGCGGAGUCGCCUGGCCCCCAGACUGACUGGCACAGUGGAGAAACCACCUCGAAAAAGGAAAAGCAGGACUGAAUUUACUCUUAAAGAAACCAUGUCCUCUGGAGGUGCUGAAGAUGACAUCCCACAGGGAGAGCGGAAAACAGUUACAGAUUUCUGUUAUCUUUUGGAUAAAUCCAAGCAGCUGUUCAAUGGGUUAAGAGAUUUGCCGCAGUAUGGACAGAAGCAGUGGCAGUCCUACUUUGGAAGAACUUUUGAUGUUUACACCAAACUCUGGAAAUUCCAGCAACAGCAUCGACAAGUCUUGGACAAUCGGUAUGGCUUGAAGCGGUGGCAAAUAGGGGAAAUUGCUUCCAAGAUUGGGCAGCUGUAUUACCACUAUUAUUUACGAACAUCUGAGACCAGCUAUCUGAAUGAGGCCUUCUCUUUCUACUCUGCGAUCAGACAGAGAUCAUACUACUCUCAAGUUAAUAAAGAGGACAGGCCUGAGUUGGUUGUUAAGAAACUCCGAUACUAUGCAAGAUUCAUAGUAGUUUGUCUUCUUCUUAACAAAAUGGAUGUUGUGAAAGAUCUGGUAAAGGAAUUGUCUGAUGAAAUUGAAGAUUAUACUCAUCGCUUUAAUACUGAAGAUCAAGUAGAGUGGAACCUGGUGCUUCAAGAGGUGGCAGCAUUUAUUGAGGCGGACCCUGUGAUGGUGUUAAAUGAUGAUAACACCAUUGUUAUCACAUCCAAUCGCCUCGCUGAAACAGGAGCUCCAUUGCUGGAGCAAGGCAUGAUUGUGGGACAGUUGUCUCUAGCUGAUGCACUCAUUAUUGGUAAUUGUAAUAAUCAGGUUAAAUUCAGUGAAUUAACUGUUGACAUGUUCCGGAUGUUGCAAGCCUUGGAGAGGGAGCCAAUGAAUUUAGCAUCCCAGAUGAAUAAACCAGGAAUACAGGAAUCAGCUGACAAGCCCACCAGACGAGAAAACCCCCACAAGUAUCUGCUCUACAAACCAACCUUCAGCCAGCUAUAUACUUUCUUAGCAGCAUCUUUUAAGGAGCUGCCUGCCAAUAGUGUGCUUCUGAUUUACCUGUCAGCCACUGGUGUUUUCCCCACAGGUCGUUCUGAUGGUGAAGGUCCUUACGACUUUGGAGGUGUACUUACUAAUAGUAACCGGGACAUUAUAAAUGGAGAUGCAAUCCACAAACGAAAUCAGUCCCACAAGGAAAUGCACUGCCUUCAUCCUGGAGAUCUCUAUCCAUUCACAAGAAAACCCCUGUUCAUCAUCGUGGACUCCUCCAACAGUGUUGCCUACAAGAAUUUCACAAACUUAUUUGGACAGCCACUCGUCUGCUUGCUUUCUCCCACGGCAUAUCCAAAAGCUUUGCAAGAUCAGUCUCAGCGAGGUAGCCUCUUCACUCUCUUUUUGAACAAUCCUCUAAUGGCCUUCCUAUUUGUCUCUGGAUUGUCAAGCAUGCGUAGAGGCCUGUGGGAAAAGUGUCAAGAAUAUCUUCGAAAAAUCAACCGUGAUAUUGCCCAGCUACUGACCCAUUCACGUUCCAUAGAUCAGGCCUUUCUCCAGUUUUUCGGAGAUGAGUUUCUUCGAUUGCUUCUCACAAGGUUUGUCUUCUGUUCAGCCACCAUGAGGAUGCACAAGGCCUUUCGGGAAACUCGAAAUUACCCAGAAUCCUAUCCACAACUGCCAAGGGAUGAAACUGUGGAGAAUCCUCACCUUCAGAAGCAUAUUUUAGAGUUGGCCUCCAUUCUGGAUGUUCGGAACACCUUCUUUGAGAAGUCUAUGGACGACUAUUAGAGCCUCCUGUUUAACAGCUUUCGCCUUCCACGGGCUUUAGACGGUGCAGUUUUUAUGUAAUGACAGAGAUCAUUAUUCAGUUUUUGUUUUUGUUUUGUUUGUUUUGUGUGUGUGUGAAUUUAGGAACCACCAUUUUAAAAGCAAACUGAAAAAAAGUUCAAACUUUUAGAAUAACUUUUAAAAUACAGUCUUUCAAGUCUUUUAAAGUCUCAAUCUUGAAAUUUUUAUUUUUUGGUUUUGAAAUUAGAUACUUACUUCCAAUAUCUAAUCCUACAUUCAGAUAGGUAUUAUUGCCUCCCUAAGAAGAAUAAAUUGUUUAUUUUUACAUAAUGAGAAUAAUUCAGAAGUUAUACUUGGACCUUUAAAUGUCUGGAUUUAGGAAAUCCAGAGGUGAAACUGGCCACAUGGGCUACUGAAAAUCAAGAGCAGAGCCCUUCUGUGGAGUUUCUUUCCCUGCACGAUAAUAGGUAGGAAAAUAAUGUACAAAUGGAUUUCUUGAGAUCACUAAAUUUCAUUAAAUGUUUUCAAACUUUUAGAAUCUGUUUAGGGUUGAUUUACAUCUGGAAAUUAAAUAUUCACUUGGAACUUUGAGGUUACAGAGCUUACUUAGAAUGUGAAUAUAUUAUCAUGAGAUUUGUUUGUAUAUUUUAUUUUCUCUCUCUCUCUCUCUCUC
Onychomys torridus (southern grasshopper mouse) is the source of this 2603-nucleotide messenger RNA. RefSeq names its product suppressor of cancer cell invasion (gene Scai). NCBI's taxonomy places the organism in Eukaryota, Metazoa, Chordata, Mammalia, Rodentia, Cricetidae. The record is from RefSeq and is a predicted model, not a curated record. The transcript is spliced from 18 exons. The coding region runs from base 110 to 1930 and encodes 606 amino acids. Gene Ontology annotation, biological process: DNA-templated transcription. Gene Ontology annotation, cellular component: nucleus. Gene Ontology annotation, molecular function: transcription corepressor activity.